AUGAAUCAAUCUCAAACAACGAAUAUCAACAAUGAGAAUAUGAGUACCAGCAUAGGCGACAUCAACAGCAAAGCACAAAAUCAAACUGAUCAGAAUAGUAGUCAGCCUUCAAUAGUGGAUGAAAAACGGCUACAGGACGAAUAUGAGGAAGUAGCGGCAGAUCAACUGGAAAAAUCAGGAACGAAUCAAGCAGAAGCAGUGAAAGAAAAAAGGCCAUCCAUUCUUCUUAACAAUAACGACAAUGAUAACGAUACUCCUAAUGACCAACCACUACCACAACAUUCUUCAGCCAUGUCUAUUGCCAGUACUGAUGAUGAAGACUAUCAUGAAGACCGUCUCCUCAUGGAUGACGGUAUAUUACCGCCCAGUAUCCCUCUUGAAGCUCUCGCUGGUCCCGCCCUUAUCCUACCUGCCAGUGUUGACAUUGACGGUAAAACUUUAACUGAAGAAUUUGAUUGGGGAGGUCAUGAUGAUGAUGAUGACGAAGAUACCCGCAAUAAAAGCAAAGGAGACGAAGAUGAAGAUGAUGAGGGCAAUAAAAAGAAAAAGGGUGCUCUCACCAAGUCAGGCGUCCUUAUUUGUUUGAAUGAAAAUUCUUCUUACAUUGCGUGGUCAUUUAUUAUCUUUUUCGGAUUGGCGAUAAUUGCUGUAGAUGUUGCAAUUUACAUUACUUACCAUAAGAAAGUAGUCAGUGCGGCAUCUUAUAGUUUACAAUUGUGGUUUACAUGGUUGGCUUUCUUAUGGUGGAUUGGUUUACUUUCGCAGAUUUUUGUAGAACUGGUUCCUUGGGCAAUCAAGAAAGCAGUGGGACUAUUUAGAUCACAAUCUAUUGAAGUGCUUCGAAUGAGAUUAUCAUAUUAUAUGGCAUUACGGGUCUACAUCAAGUUGUUACUUAUAAGUGCCUGGUGUUGGGGCUCAUGGGCUGUGAUCAAAAGCAACCUCGAGCUUCCUCUCCUCAGAUCAACACCUGAGGAAGGUAAUGUUUAUGAAUCUCCACCAGCCUAUGUUGCUAUUUUUCAAAGCAUAUGGGAAUGUUUGUUCUUUAUGGCGUUAUUUCUGUUUGUGGAAAAGUUUAUUCUGCAACUAAUAGUUACAUCCUUCCACAAAAAAGCGUAUGGCGACAGAAUCAAGGAAAAUGAUAAAGCGCUUCGCGUUUUGGACAGAUUGAAAAAGAUGAAAAAAAAAAACCCGCAAGAAUUUCUUCUGAAACGUAUCCGCCGUAAAAAUAAAAACGCCAAUAACAAUAACAAUGGUACCGAAUCUAAACCAAGUACGCCUCAACGAUCCUACUCUUUGGAUGAGAGCAAUAACCCCAACAAUGGCUAUUUUACUGCCAGUCAUCACCCGCCAUCCUACAAACCUUCCAACAAUAAUACAUCUAACGCUAAGAAUGCUAAACCUAGCAGCAAAUCCAUAAUGACACCUUCAGAUCAACAAUAUUUGGAUGGUAAUGCCACUGUUAAGUUCCCAACGAGAAAUAUGGAUACUUUGAUCGCUAUUCCACCUUUGGAAGACCGUUUAAUCAGCAUGAACAAUGGGAAUUCUGUGCAACAGCAACAGCAACAACGACCACACGAGCAAGAUGAUGUAAUCAAUAAAACAGAUGCAAGUAAUCCGGAACUACCCCACGGAAAAGGAGGCCUAAUCAAUAAGCUAGCGAAAAAAAUGAAACGACGAAGUGGCAGCGGAAGUCAGCCAAGCACACCAGCUUCUCCGGGUACGAUUGAUGAAGGUUAUGCUUCUCCUCCUCCUUUGUCCAGAGAUAGCACAGGUUUUCUGUCAAGACAGAGCCAGGAUGAUCAUCCACAAAGGGGCUUUUUAAGUAAUGCUGGAGCAGGUCUUAGUAGCACAGCUGCCAUUCCAGGCAAACUCUUGAAAGGAGGUUAUCAAAAGUUUGUCAAUAACGGUUACAAUAUCAACAAUCACAUCAACCGAGGUCAUACAAGCCCCUCAACUCAACAAGCCAAAUACGUUGCUAAACGAAUUUAUAACAAUUUAUUGGGCCCUGAAAACACAGCAACACGUGAUAUCAUAGUGGAGGCUGAUAUGUACCCCUUUUUCCGGACCACAAAAGAAGCUGCCUACGCUUUCGGCUUAUUUGAUCUUGAUGGUAAUGGUAAUAUCACAAAACGCGAAUUAAGAUCAGGCUGUAUAAGAAUAUAUCGUGAGCGUAAAAACCUGACACGGUCUAUGCGCGACUUGUCUCAAGCAACGGGUAAAUUGGAUAUUAUCUUGAUGGUCAUCUUUACUGUGGUAUGGGUCAUCAUUGUUUGCGCAGCUUUUGGUGUCAACGUUGGAACAGAUUUGAUGCCUUUAUGGAGUGCAUUUGUAGCAGCAAGCUUUAUAUUUGGUACAUCAGCUAAAGAUGCUUUCGAAGCUAUCAUUUUUGUUUUUGUCACUGUAAAAUCGAUCAAAUAUGUUGGCACACAUCCAUUUGAUGCUGGUGACAGAGUGUUGAUUGGAACUGAAAACUGGAUCGUACAUAACGUUGGAUUAUUGGUUACCACGUUCCUUAAAUGGGACGGUACGAUUGUGUAUGCUAAAAAUUCUGUCUUAUCCACUCAAUAUAUUAUCAACGUCAGAAGGUCAGGCAGAACAGGAGAAACAAUAGAAUUACAAAUUGGAUUUUCGACACCCUCCUGGAAAAUACGCAAGAUCAUUGACCAUAUGACAGAAUGGUGCAAUCAAUUUCCCAAACAUUAUACGCCUAAUUCAGCAUCCUGUAACGUUGUUUCCUUCAAAAAUCAGAAUUUGAUCAACAUGUCCUUUUAUUUCGAACAUACACAAAAUUGGCAGGAUGCAGGUGGACGUUGGUUACGACAUAAUAAUUUCAUGAUGGAACUGAAGGAAGAAUGUGAGCGUUUGGAAAUUAGCUAUGUUCUUCCUCCACAACCCUACGUUGAAGAAGGCAAUCCUGCGAAUGACGCGCCAGCAGAUUCCUACAAUCAAGGCGAAAAAUCAAGCUACGGAUUGGAUGGUAUGAUGCAAAGAAGAAGACCCUUCCGUCAUCAAGAAGACGACGUGAAUAAUUCGUUCAAAAACGCUCCCAUCGGCGCCAACCCUGGCCAUUCUGGUAAUGCUCAAAGUGGAGGUAAUGACUCAGGAGCAGCAGCAGGAGCAGCUUCUGCUAUGAUGUUUGCUGCAACCAUGUAA
Molecule: messenger RNA, 3153 nt
Organism: Mycotypha africana
Lineage: Eukaryota; Fungi; Mucoromycota; Mucoromycetes; Mucorales; Mycotyphaceae
Exons: 7
Coding region: 1-3153 (1050 amino acids)
Biological process (GO): monoatomic anion transport; transmembrane transport
Cellular component (GO): plasma membrane
Molecular function (GO): mechanosensitive monoatomic ion channel activity; calcium ion binding
Source: RefSeq, a predicted model, not a curated record